UUUUCUCUUCCACAACGGAAAGGUUUUCAUUUUCCCCAAAAUGCCCCUCUACAAACUUUCACGGCGAGCUUUGCACACACGAAAUCUCCCGCCCAAAUCGGUAAAUUCACAGCAUCCGCCGCUGUUGCCGCCGCCGCCACUUUUCUCCUCACCGCCGGACACCGCCGUCGCCGACAAGGCCGUAUCAAUCCUCAAAUACUACCACCACUCCCAUCUCGACCAUUUAACGCCGCAAUUUACCCCUGAAACCACCUCCUAUUUACUCCUCCAAUCCCAGAAUAACCAAACCCUAAUCCUGAAAUUCCUCAGCUGGGCUCGCAAAUCGCCCUUCUUCAGAGACCAGCUUCAAUCCAAUUGCAUCUCAAUUCACAUCCUCACCCGCUUCAAACUGUACAAGACCGCCCAAUCAUUGGCGGAGGAAGUUGCAGCGAGUUUUCCGGAUCACGAAAACGGCGAUGCGGUUUUUUCGUGUCUUAAAGACACGUACCAGGCGUGCCGAUCGAGCUCCGCCGUGUUUGAUUUGAUGGUAAAAGCGUUAUCGAAUAUGAAACUGAUAGAUAGAGCUCGAAACAUUAUGAGUUUAGCUAGAUGCCAUGGAUUCAUGCCUAGUGUUCUGUCGUAUAACUCCGUUCUAGAGGCGAUAGUACGGAGUUCUCCUCGCGGCUCUGCUGAGUUGACCGGGAGUGUGUACGAUGAGAUGAUGGAUAACGACGUCUCGCCUAAUGUUUUUACUUACAAUAUAUUGAUUAGGGGGUUGUGUUCGAACAAAGAAAUGGAUAGAGGGUUGGUUUUAUUCGAGAAAAUGGAGAAGAAGGGCUGUUUACCGAAUGUGGUUACGUAUAAUACCUUGAUAGAUGCGUAUUGUAAAAUGGGGAAAAUCGAUGAAGCGUAUGCGUUAUUGAAAUUGAUGUGGGAGAAGAAUAUGGAACCGAAUGUGAUCACUUACAAUGUGAUAAUCAAUGGGUUGUGUCGAGAAGGGAGGAUGGAGGAGACAAAGAAGGUUUUCGAGGAAAUGAAGGAACAGGGUUUGUCUCCGAAUGAAAUUACGUAUAACACACUCAUCAACGGGUACUGUAAAGAGGGAAACUUUCACCAAGCUCUUGUUUUACACGGGGAGAUGGUGAGGAAUGGGCUUUCUCCGAAUGUGGUGACUUAUACUUCUCUGAUAAAUAGUAUGUGUAAAUCGAAGAAUUUGCGUCGUGCUGUGGAGUUCUUUGAGCAGAUGCAGGUCAGGGGGUUGAGCCCAAACGAUAAAACGUACACAACUCUGAUCGAUGGUUUCUCUCAGCAGGGAUUUAUGGAUGAAGCUUACAGGCUUUUAAGUGAAAUGACUAAUAAGGGCUUGUUGCCAUCCAUUGUGACUUACAAUGCAUUGAUCAAUGGGCAUUGUGUGUCGGGUAGAAUCAACGAUGGUUUAGAACUGAUUAAAACUAUGACUGCAGAAGGGUUUUGUCCGGAUGUUGUAAGUUACAGUACAAUCAUAUCUGGUUUCUGUAGAAAUUUUGAUUUAGAUAAAGCAUUCCAAAUGAAAAGGGAGAUGGGCGAGAAGGGAAUUUUUCCCGAUGCCAUUACUUACUCAUCGUUGAUUCAAGGUCUAUGUGCACAGAGAAGAUUGACUGAAGCGUGUGAGUUAUUUAAAGAAAUGUUGAAGCUAGGUCUGCAGCCUGAUAAUUGUACGUAUACUAUUCUUAUUAAUGCUUAUUGCGGCGAAGAUGACAUUGGAAGUGCAAUUCGGCUCCACGAUGAAAUGAUUGAAAAGGGUUUCUUCCCCGAUGUUGUUACCUACAGUGUGUUGAUAAACGGGCUAAACAAGCAGGCUCGAAGUAAGGAAGCAAAACGGAUUCUUUUCAAGUUGUUCUACGAGCAAUCUGUUCCGCAUGAUGUUACGUAUGAUUUGCUGAUACAGAGUUGUAGUAAUAUUCAAUUUCGGAAUGUAGUAGCUCUUAUAAAGGGGUUCUGCAUGAAAGGUUUGAUGAACGAAGCCGAUCGAGUUUUUCAAGCAAUGCUUGAGAAGAACCAAAAGCCUAGUGAGGCGGUUUAUAAUGUUCUGAUACAUGGUCACUGUAAAGAUGGGAAUUUGCAGAAAGCUGUCGAUCUUUACAGGGAAAUGAUGCAACGUGAACUUGUUCCUCAUGCUAUAACUGUUAUUGCUAUAACUAAAGAACUUCACAAAGUGGGAAUGACAGAGGAGCUGAUGCAAAUACUACAAGAUACACUACGAAGCUGUAAAGUAGUUGAUGGCGACCCUGCCAAAGUCCUUUUGGAGGUCAAUUACAAAGAUGGAAACAUGGAUGCCGUGUUUAAUAUUCUCGCGGAGAUGGGCAAGGAUGGAUUUCUUCCAAAUGAAGUAAGAACUGGUUAGGCAUGUAGAAGAGCUCAGCUGAUACCAUUGAAUAUUAAGUUGUUCGUGUAAUAUUAAAUUUGAUAUCGCAUUUGGUUGAUGGAGUGAAAACACUUUGGGCUUUGGAGUAUCGGGCAUGCUUUUGUUCUCAUUGUUGGUGCUGUAAUCAAGAUGAAUUUAAACACGAUUCAUUAUGAAGCUGCUUGGUCAUUCAUGUUGGAAUUACCGCAAUCUUUUGGAGACUGGCUUAAAACCGUGGAAAUUGGAUGCCCUCGUCUAAUUCGGAUGAGGAAUGUGUCUUCUGGACUGUCAGUUCAUUGGUUAGUUGCAUCAUAUUCAGGUGCACAGCUGUGGGGUUGUCCACUCAUGUAUGUGUUUCUGUCGUUGCAAGUAGAAUACGUUCCACCUUCACGGGGGGCCCGUUUUCCCUAUGUUUCCUGCCUGUGGAGUCUUCCAACUGCGAUGCUUUAAUUCUUUGAGGGUCCAUGUGAGCUCCAGUUUCUGAUAUUUUACGAGAAAGGGGAAUUAUUUACGAAACUCCCGUUUUAGUCUUCACGUUGAGCCUUUUAUUGAUUAUUUUGAUCAGAUGUAACUUUUUUUUUCCCGAAAUGAGGACCAAACUUAUAAGAAAGUAAAUUAAUGGAAUUUUCAGUUCAUUUCGACCUU
Erythranthe guttata (spotted monkey flower) is the source of this 3007-nucleotide messenger RNA. Its product is annotated as Tetratricopeptide repeat (TPR)-like superfamily protein. Gene Ontology annotation, molecular function: protein binding; mRNA binding. Lineage: Eukaryota; Viridiplantae; Streptophyta; Magnoliopsida; Lamiales; Phrymaceae. The record is from RefSeq and is a predicted model, not a curated record.